Cucurbitaria berberidis CBS 394.84 is the source of this 3580-nucleotide messenger RNA. Its product is annotated as TBC-domain-containing protein. Lineage: Eukaryota; Fungi; Ascomycota; Dothideomycetes; Pleosporales; Cucurbitariaceae. The transcript has 4 exons. Bases 132 to 3440 code for a protein of 1102 amino acids. The record is from RefSeq and is a predicted model, not a curated record.
UGCAUAUCGUUCCGUACUCCUUGCGAGCUAACCAGCACGAAUGGCUGCUGUUCUCCACGCAAUGAAGCACAAAACCACUCUUGCUACCGCAUAGCUUACUCUCCUUUGACACCUUUGGCCGGUCCGAAGCCAUGUAUCACCUCAGCAAUCUGGUGCAGAAGGCCCAGCAGUACAUCGAGCCCACGCUCAACACCAUCGCUGCGCCUGCAACCACCGACCGUAGGCCUUCGAAAUCCACCCUCUUCCGCUAUCAAUUCCGCCUUCCUGACUCGCAAAACCCGCUCCAAGAGAUCACCGCUGAACUUACACUGCAGCCCCACCAUUCUACGAGGGGCACCGGCGACGUCACAUCCGAGAAGGAGCGCAGCCAGGGCAAUCACUAUGUGGGCAAGCUGCACCUCAGCGAGCAGUAUCUCUGUUUCUCGACCCAAGGCUCGAGCUUUGUCAGCACCGCCAGCUCAAGCGCUUCUAGCAGCUUCACCGGGCAGACGCAUGGAGCAGGCCCAGCGGGAAACGGCUUCACACUGCCGUUAUGCGGCAUCCGCAGGGUAGAACGGCUGCAUAGUCAAAGCUACAUGUUUGCUCUAGCUAUAACGACGUGGAAUGGCGUUCCAGACUCAAAAUCGCAGGCGCCUGCAGGCCAGAAGCUUACGAUCCAGCUUGCCGGGUCGCGACAAGCCUGUGAGCGCUUCUGCGAUAGCCUCAAGAAAGGAUUGAGGGAGGGCGUCAAAGAGGUGGAGAACUUGCGGAGAGUGGUCGGCCACUGCUACUCUGAAUACUUGCUCUCUGACGCCGACGUCAAGAAGGCGGCGGGAGACGAUGCGAAACCACAGCGGGAGCAUCCGGAUACCGGCCUAGGCAUGGUGUUCCGGUAUCCGGGCAAUGCUCGAAAGCUGAGGGAUGCGACUAAGAUACGACUAUGGCGCGAAUAUCUGCGAGACAAUGGACGAAGCGCAACCCUCAUUCGCCAACCCACUUUCCACAAGCUCAUCCGCGUCGGACUACCUAAUCGAUUACGAGGCGAGAUGUGGGAGCUCACAUCAGGAGCGUUCUUCCUGCGCCUACAGAGUCCAAACCUAUACACCGAAACCCUAGCAAAGUUCUCAGGACGGGAGUCCCUUGCCAUCGACGAGAUCGAGAAGGACUUGAACAGAAGCUUGCCGGAGUAUCCAGGCUUCCAAAGCGAAGAGGGCAUCGGUCGGCUGCGGAGGGUCUUGACUGCGUACAGCUGGACAAACGAAGAGGUUGGCUACUGCCAGGCAAUGAACAUUGUUGUAGCAGCUUUGUUGAUAUAUCUGUCCGAAAGCCAGGCGUUCUACCUGCUCUCUGUGCUGUGUGAUCGCCUCCUACCAGGUUACUACUCACAAACCAUGUACGGGACCCUGCUGGAUCAAAAAGUGUUCGAGUCGCUCGUGGAAAAGACUAUGCCCAUAUUAUGGGACCAUUUGGUGAAGUCCGAUGUUCAGCUAUCCGUUGUUUCACUACCUUGGUUUCUUUCGCUCUAUAUCAACUCAAUGCCCCUGAUAUUUGCUUUUCGCGUUCUAGACGUCUUCUUUCUUGAAGGUCCCAAGGUACUAUUCCAAAUUGGGCUUGCCAUUCUCCGAAUCAACGGUGAAGAGCUGCUUGAUGCUACCGACGACGGCUCCUUCAUCUCCGUUUUGAAGACCUAUUUUUCAAGGCUAGAUGAGUCUGCCCACCCGAAAUCGGAGAACCCCAAGCUGCGAGCCGUCACGCGGUUCCAAGAGCUUAUGGUAGUAGCAUUCAAGGAGUUUGCCGGCAUCACCCAGAACACUAUAUCAGAACAACGGGCGAAACAUAAAGACGCAGUUCUCGAAAACAUCGAAAGCUUCGCUAAGCGCACAUCAAUCAGAAAUCUUGGUCCAGAAAGCAAAAAGCUGAGUGUAAAUGAUCUAGGAUUUCUAUACGACAAGUUCUACGCUGUUUUGUAUGAGCGACAACAAAGAGCAGAGAUCAUGCAGCAGGAGGCGGAGAGGAAAGCAAAGGCUAGUAGAAUGAAAGCGACCGAGAUAGUCACUGGCCAUUCGGGCAAUAGCGCAGAGAAAGGAAGGGUAGCGGUUGGACUGAGUCCGACCCAGAUGGACUAUGAUGCCUUUAGAGAGUUUUUAGCUGGAAUCGCUAAGUGGGCGAUUACUGACUCUCCAAGCUCUUCACCGGAAGUCAAUGGCAGCCAAUCUCCACAUUCAUAUUUCGGAAAUAGCACAAGAGGUCGACCCCCUAUGUCUCCAUGGGGAUCCGGCCCUGAACCAGCAGAACACGAAUUCAUGCGACGACUGUUCCGAAGAUGGGAUGCCGACAUGACGGACUCACUAUCUUUACAGAACGUAGUAACGGGCUUCGCGCAUGUCAAAGGCACAAAGGACAUCAUGUCUAAUAUUAGCUAUUUCUUUGAGCUUUACGAUGACGACGGCGACGGUAGAGUGGACCGCGAGGGCAUACUGAGGAUCUCCGAGGCUCUUUUGUUCUUAUCACGGAGAGGCGUCCGAGACUUGAGCUCAUCUUCUACAUCGACUGAUGUGGGCUCAGAGGCAAGCUCGGAUCGAGCCAACCGCGAUGAACAGUUCUUGAGCAGCGUCUCAGCCUUCAUCCGGAGAUGCUUUGAAUAUGCUGACCCAGACCACCUUUCGAACCAGGGUAGUCAAGCUGUAGACGAAGCGAAGGAGGGCAUAGAUAAUUUCGCAAUCGGCGACGAAGACGAGGACGACCUUAUAGACUUUGGCUCCACACCCGCCACACCAAAAGCUACCUCCACCAAAUUCGACAAGAACCCCCUAUCGCCAACACCAUCAAACCACACAACCGAGUCUGACAUCCCAGAACGCAACGAAAAAGCAAAAGCAGCAAAUCUGGCCCUUGACCCCAAUAAACCCCUAUAUAUCACCCUCCCCACCUUCCGCAUGGUCAUCCUGGCCGAUGAAGUACUGGAACACUUCUUCGAAGUAGGCUUCUCAUCUUCCUUCCGCCUUGCCGACGAAACACUCCCCUCAUCAUCGAGCUCCCUAAAUCUCACCACUUUCUCAAAUGCUGGAAGAAGUGCUAGCACAGGAGGGAUGGGUGGCGUUGUGGGCGGUGCCGGUGUCGGUGUUGUACCGCCUGGCAAGGGAAUCAGGGGUAUGCUAGAUAAUAUUGUGCAUGAUGGUAUGAGGGUUGCUGCAGAGGUCAGAAGGAGGUAUGAUGAGGCGCAGAAAGAACUGGAUAAAGAGGCUAAACAUGGGAGGGAGGAUGACGAUGAAGAGGAGGAGGGAGGCAAUGCGAAGGAUGCGGAUUUGCUGGAGGGUGCGGAAACGGCGGGUGUGGACGCGGUGAAGGGUGAUGCGCCGCUUGAACUGUCCUCGUCGGGUGGUGCGAGUGAAGAGGCGAAGACGGGGAGGAGCAGGACAGGGAGUGAUGCCAGUAGGAAGAUAGUGGAGUUUGAGAGGUAGCGCUGGUUUCCGGGAAUGAAUAGCAUCUUUGGAUUCUAGGCAAUUGUUUCGCGGGUGGGCGAAAUCAUCUCAAGACUAUGUAACGGUAUCAUUAGUAUCUGUCACAGUAGCUCUUAAAAUAUUUGAUUCUCAGCUCAGGC